This is a messenger RNA of Bursaphelenchus okinawaensis, 4933 nucleotides long. NCBI's taxonomy places the organism in Eukaryota, Metazoa, Nematoda, Chromadorea, Rhabditida, Aphelenchoididae. The record is from the annotation of a GenBank genome assembly.
AUGGCCGAGAAAAGCAGUGGGUAAGGAUAAAUUUUGAUAUAUUCUAUUUGUCAUUAAAAAAGUUUAAAAAUUUGGUAUUUAAAAAUUUCCUGAGGGCGUCAUUUUGGAGAUGACAAAUUGAAACAUUGAGGUUGUGUGCUGUAUAGCAGUGGGCAAAUUAUGCUUGAAUUAAUUGGCUUUAGUAUCUACCGGUCGAAAAUUAUGUCAGUUUUUGUAAAAGCUAUACUAAAAUUUUAAAUUUUUUGAAUUUUUAAUAGAGUUUGAAAAUUUUCUGAGGGCACAAAUUUGAAGGUAACAAAAUGAAACUUUGCAAUUAUGUACUGUAUAGUACAGAGCAUAAAAUACUGUAAUUGCAAGUUUGUACGAUUGACCGGUCGAAAGUUAUGGUUAUUUUUGUCAGAGUUACACAAAUGUCUGUUUUUUUCAAAAGUUUAAAAAUUUUCGGAGGGAAAAAAUUUAAAGAUAAAAAAUUGAAACUUUGUGGAUUUAUGCUGUAUACUACUAGGUAUAAAAUUCUACAAAUGUACGUUUUUAUGAUGACCAGUCAAAAACUAUCAUUAUUUUUUUAGAAUUUGUGACUUUAUUUCGAUUUUUUUAGAAUUUCGGAAGUCUAAAAGUUUUCUGAGGGCAUAAUUUUGAAGAUAACAAAAUAAAACUUUGGAAUUAUGUGCUGUAUAGUAUUGAGAAUAAGUUAUAAAUUUUACGUUUUUAGAGUCGACCGGUCGAAAGUUAUGCUUGUUUUAUUUUUUUCAGUUUUUUGAAAUUUUUGAAGGUUUAAAAAUUUCCUAAGGGCGUAUUUUUAAAGGUUUUAAAUUUAAACUUUUCAGUUAUGUGCUUUAUAGUAUUGGGCAUAAACCACCAUAGUUUUAUGUUUAUAAACUUGACCGGUCAAAAGAUAUGAUUAUUUUUCUAACAUGAGGAAAUUUAUUCCUCUAAAUAAAAAUUUUCAAAUUUUUAUAAAAAAGCAAAAAUAAUGAAAAUUUUCAACAGUAAAUUCAAUUUUUCAUUAUAAAAUUUCACUUUUGUUUAUAAACUUCAAAAUUCCAGAAUUUCCCGUUCCUUCCUUCUAUUAUAUUGUGGUUAUGGCAUCUCAUGCGUUGGUGAUCGUCUAUGGACGUUUGCCAUUGUUUUUAUAUUGGAACGUUUGGGAGGGAUGCGAUUAGUGUCUAUAAAUCAGUUUAUUGAAGCCAUAUCAGCAAUGUUGUUGAGUACCUAUAUUGGCAAUUGGAUGGAUCGUCGGGAUCGGAGACAUGGUAGGUGAAAUACGAACAUUUUCUGGUACUGAUUAGUUUUUGUAAAGAAAGUUUCUUCCAAAUCAUAAAAAUUUUCAAAAAUGCCCUUUUCUAUCAUUGUAAACAAAGUUAUUGCCAAAAAAUUAAUUUCUGCACUGUGCAACGCUAUUUGUACUCUUUGCACAGUGCGAAAGUGCGAUCCUGUCCGAUCUGGCAAGUUAAGCAACGGUGCGCUUGAUAAUAAAAAGUUUGAGGAACACUGGGUGGAAACAAAGUUUUUGGGAUUUUUAUGAUACUGGAAAGAUAGUUUUUGUCAUUUUUUAGUUUUACGGUGCUAAAAAUGGCAUUUUAAGCAAUUUUUAGGUAGAAAAAACCAAUUUUUUGCAGUGUUUUGCUUUGUAAAGAAAGUUUUUGCGUUUUUAAAAAAAUUAUUUGGUUUUUUUAAAAUACCUUUUUUUCAGGUACUCUCACAGUACUAGCCGUGAACAACAUAAGCGUAGCUGUAUCAGCCUUCAUGCUACUAGUAUGUCUUUCAUCUUACGGUGGCUCUUCAUGCAUACUGUACUUUUCCUGCAUAACUUUGUCGAUUUUCUUUUGCGCACUAUCCAAAUGUGCAUCAGAAGCCGAGAAGUUCUCGUUUACAAAAGAUUGGAUAGUGGUACUAACCAAGAAAGAGGACCAAUCACAACUUUCGGCCAGAAACGCGACAAUGACCGUAAUUGACCAGAUGAGCAGUGUUGUCGCUCCGAUUGUCACUGGAUAUUCAUUGACUUUUAUGGGUUACAAGGGGGCUUGCUUGUUCUUUGUCGCUUGCAAUUUGUUGUUUUGGAUCGUCGAGAGGGCUUUGCUGGCCAAAGUUUACAAUGAAGUGCUGGAAUUGCAUGUUCGGGAGAAGGUUAGAGGUAUGUAUAUUAUUUUUCUAAAUUUUUGGUUUUAAUAGUAUAUUAAAGAAAAUUUUAGUUUUUUGGGACGUUUUCAAACGAAAGUAUUGAAAAUAGGCCUGAAACUAAUUUUCAAAAGAUUUUUUUUGUUUUUGCACAGUGUAAACUUCUUUUUCAUUUGCACGGUGCAAAAUAGCGGCGACUUCUCUUUGAUUUUUUGACUGCACGGUGCAAACGUUAUUUUUCGGACCGCACAGUGCAAAUUCAAGCCGCUAUUUUCUUUGAUCUUUUUGAUUGCACGGUGCAAACGUUAUUUUUCGGACCGCACAGUGCAAAUUCAAGCGGUUCCCUUCAUUGAUCUUUUUGAUUGCACGGUGCAAAAGUUGUUUUUCGGACUGCACAGCGCAAAAUUGUCGCGCUUUUUCUUUUAUUUAUCCGCACAGCGCAGGAAAUUAUUUUGUCAUUGCACAGUGCAAAAGCGACUUAUAAAAUUGCACUGUGCAAAAUUGCGGCCAUUUUUCUUUGACCUUUUUUGGCUGCACAGCGCAUAGCACUUUUUCGGUUGCACUGUGCAAAAUAGCGGCGCUUUUUUUUUAUCUUAUUGACUUCACGGUGCAAAAUAAAAUAAACCUCCUACUCUAAUUAUAUACAUCAUGUUCCAGAUGAAACAAUAGAAAAAGAAAUUGACAUCCUAACACACACUGAACGUUUACCAGUCCAUAAACGUCUGUGUAAGAUGGUACGCGCAUACUGGCGUCAAUCCGUUUGUCCAGCAGCGUUUGGUUUGGCCAUGUUGUACAUGACUGUUCUAGGCUUUGAUGGUUUGGCUAUUAGUCAUGCUAAAAGCCAAAAUUUGCCAGACGACGUGAUUGGCUGGUUUAGAUCAGCUGGUAGUGUACUUGGUAUAGCUGGUGCUUUUACUUAUACGUUUACUGAACGAAUGAUUGGGGUUAGAAGGACUGGUGUUAUUGGGCUGAUGGUAGGUUGAAAUUUUAGAUUUGAAAAAAAAAAUUUUUGAAAUUAAAAAAAAUGUAAAAUACGAAAGCUGCUUCUCUAAGUCUUCAUUUAAAAAAUAUUUUCAGCUCCAACAAUUAUUCUUAUGGCUCUGUGUAGUAUCAAUUGCUCUACCUGGAAGUCCAUUUGAUCCUGAAGCCUACAAAAAUGAAAUCACACUAGAAGUAAGUCAAAUGGCUUUCUUACGUGCCUAAAAAUGCUUUUUUCAAAAAAAUGGUUAAAACUUUCUUUACAAGGUAAAAAAUGGCAAAAACUUUCUUUACAAAAUUAAAAUGCCAUUGUUAAUACUAUCUUAGUUAAACAUUCAAAAAAUUCUUGCAAGCACUCUCAAAACCCCAAAAACUUUCUCAAAAAAACCAAAUUUCCGAGUUCAACGGCUAAAAGUAGUUUAAAAUGCCGUUUUUUAUCAACAUAAAUCUAAAAACAUGCAAAAACUUUUUUUCCAAUACCAUAAAAACCCCAAAAACUUUGUUUUCACCCAGUGUUCUUCGAACUUUUUGUAAUCAAGCGCACGGUUGCUUAACUUGCCAGAUCGGACGGGACCGCGCUUUCGCACUGUGCAAAGAAGAAAAAUGGCGCUGCACGGUGCGGAAUUAAUUUUUUUGCAAUAAAUUUGUUUACAGUGAUCUAAAAUGGCAUUUUUAAGCAUUUUUGAGUUUUGGAAAGAACUUUCUUUACAGAUUUUUUGAGAAAAUUACGAUUAAAAAAAUGGCAAUAACUUUGUUUACAGUGACUUAAAAUGGCAUGUUUGAGGAUUUUUGAGUUUUGGAGAGAACUUUCUUUACAAAACAAAAAAUGGCAAUAACUUUGUUUACAAAACCAAAAAUGGCAACAACUUUCUUUACAAAGCUAUAAACUGCGUUUUUGAAUUUUUUGAUUUAUUAUUCGUAUUUUACAGAAAUGGUGGGAACAAUUCGUCGAUGCAUUUGCUGCCAACCCUCCAGAUGCUCCAAUUCAGCAAAUCGGCCAGAACAUCUCAGUCAUCCCAACCCUACCCACACUUCAUUCGUCGGCCGAUAUCGACUGGUCGAAAUUCACAAUUCAUGGAAAUUCAAUCAUAUCAGUCACGGUGUUCUUAUCAGGCCUAACACUGGCUAGGCUUGGCUUGUGGAUGGCUGACUUGUGUAUUACUCAGUUGAUGCAGGAGAACAUUCCAGAAGAAGAGAGGGGUACUGUAUUUGGGGUACAGAACGCCAUGUGCCAGUUGUUUAGUGUGCUGAAGGAUAUCAUUGUGAUUGUGUUCCCGGAUCCAAGAACUUUCGGAUUUUUGAUUAUAAUGAGCGUUUUGUUUGUGACAUUUGGAUUCGCUACUUACUGUGUUUAUUUGAUCAAGGUAUGUUAUCAUGGAUAUAUAUAUAUAAUCUUAGGCUCAGACCCAACUUAAGCCUAAGCUCAGACUCAAGUGCCAACUCAAACUUAGGCUUAGGCUUAGACUUAGGCUUAGGCUUAGGCUUAGACUUAGGCUUAGGCUUAGGCUUAGGCUUUAGCUUAGGCUUAUGCUCAAGCUCAACCCAAAGUUUAGACUGAAGCUCAACCGAAGGCUUAGGCUUAAGCUCAAGUUCAUGCUGCAGCUCAGGCUCUAGUUUAGCUCCAAGCUUAGGCUGAAACCCAAGCUCGGGCUUAGGCUCAAGCUCAAUCCCAGGCUUUAGGCUCGCGUUCUGUGUUAUGGUUUAGAUUAAGGCUAGGCAUAUGAAAAUUUAUAAUUCGCAUUUUUAGACUCGAAAACACUGUAAGAGCAGUAAUAUGUCGCUCAAGCCAGGCCCAAUUCAAGAACUGACACCAUUGAAGUCGGCUGAAGUUGAAUAA